Molecule: messenger RNA, 1101 nt
Organism: Thyridium curvatum
Lineage: Eukaryota; Fungi; Ascomycota; Sordariomycetes; Thyridiales; Thyridiaceae
Exons: 1
Coding region: 1-1101 (366 amino acids)
Source: RefSeq, a predicted model, not a curated record
AUGUCUCCAAGAAGCCUUCUCGCUAUUGCCUCCAUCGCGACCCUUUCCGGGUCUGCCCUCGGUAGCCCGGCUGUCGCGGCUCGCCACUAUACCACCACAGCCCUUCAUACGCCCCUGACUACCAUUUGCACGGGUGGGGAUGACUCGAGCUCAGUCUCAACGGCCCCAACAUCCGAGCCUCAUGAGACUCAGCCCAGCAGCAAAGACUAUCCCACAACGUGCCUUCCCUCCCUGGGCACCACCUUGAUCUCGACCGUGACCGUAACAGCAAACGCAACCUGCGCGUCCCUAUCUCUGCCGAUACCCUCAACAGUCACUAUCACCGCCACGGUAACCGCAGACAAGAACUGCACAGCGCCUACCUCCCCUCCGGCCUUGCAGUGCGACAAGUACGGCUAUCUCAUCCAGCACGCUGACCUGAUCCGGGUCGACCUCGAGACCGGCAGCAUCAAGAACAUCGCCCAGAAGAUCGGCGACGGCAGCGAUAUCAACGGCAUGGGCUACAACCCGCUCGACAACUACCUCUACGCCCGCCAGGGCGGCAAGAACAUGCUCGUCCGCAUCGCCUCGGACGGGACCCUCACCGAGGUCAUGAAGAUGCCCACCAACGUCGGCGAGUACUGCGGCGACAUCGACGACGACGGCUACUACUGGUACAGCACCGGCGGCGCUGACUGGCAGCAGAUGGACCUGCGCCCCGGGUCCCCGACCUACGGCAAGCUGCUCGGCAGCGGCAAGUUCGCCGCGGGGGGCUACCGCGCCCUGGCCGACUGGGUCUUCCUGCCCUCGCGGGGGCGGUACCUGUACGGCUUCUCGAGGGCGACCGGCAGCGGCAGGGGCACGGACCUGGUCCGCUUCGGCAUGGACACGCACAGGUUCGAGACGGUGCGCAACUACCCGACGCUGAGCGGCGGGUUCGGCGCCGCGUACGGCAUGGACGACGGCAGGAACGCUACGCUCUUCGCGUCUGACAACUCGAGCGGCUUCAUCUGGAAGAUCGAGCUGGCCGCCGACGGCACCACCGGCCAGCCGAUCAAGUCGGCCAAUGGGCCCAAGACCAGCUCCAACGACGGUGCUCGUUGCGUCCGCAACAUUCUGUAG